Colletotrichum fioriniae is the source of this 966-nucleotide messenger RNA. NCBI's taxonomy places the organism in Eukaryota, Fungi, Ascomycota, Sordariomycetes, Glomerellales, Glomerellaceae. The record is from RefSeq and is a predicted model, not a curated record.
AUGUCCCUGUUCUUUGGGACAGAGGAGCAAAAGAGACAAUUUUGCAACGAGCUACUUCGAUUGCUCAAAUCGCGAGGUGGUGUCAAGAUUCAAAAUCACAGUAUACCAGCAGAAGACAUCCACCAACUAUUCGAUAUGAGCCGAAAAUUCUUUGCUUUGCCUCUGGAGGAAAAGAUGAAAGCCAAGCACCCGCCUCAAGCCAAUCCGAACAGAGGAUACAGCUUUGUUGGCCAAGAAAAUGUUGCAAAUAUCAGUGGUUACGAGAAGGGACUAGGGCCAGGCAAAACUCGCGAUAUAAAGGAAACUUUGGACAUGGGCAGUUCGCACGACGAUCUUGUAGACAAUCUCUGGAUACCUGAAGAGAGCAUUCCUGGAUUCCGGAAGUUCAUGGAAUCUUUCUACGAGAAAGCUUACAGAACCGAAAUGCAUCUUCUCUCCGCUCUUGCGAUUGCUCUCGGUGUUUCGGAAGACUACCUCAGGGCACUUCAUAAUCGUGCGGAGAACGAGUUUCGUCUUCUUCAUUACCCGGCGAUUCCGGCCAUGGAGCUUGCGGACGGUACAGCGACGCGCAUUGCUGAGCACACCGAUUUUGGAACGAUCACCAUGCUUUUUCAAGAUUCCGUGGGAGGUCUUCAAGUGGAGGACCAAAACGAGCCUGGAGUAUUUCGAAGCGUGGAAUCCUUGGCACCUACCGACAUCAUCCUCAAUAUUGGCGACUCUCUUCAACGCCUGACCAACGAUACAUUCCGUGCUGCUUGCCAUCGUGUCACGUACCCCCCCGCAAUCAAAGCUGGCGACAAUGUUGAGAUUCCCGAGCGGUACUCCAUUGCAUAUUUCGUCAAGCCGAAUCGCCAUGCCUCUCUGCUUCCCAUGAAGGAGUUUGUUACCGAAGCUACUCCAUGCCACUAUGACGAUGUUACUUCAUGGGAGUGGAACAACCGGAGAAUUGCAAAGCUAUUUGGUUAG